Molecule: messenger RNA, 676 nt
Organism: Mytilinidion resinicola
Lineage: Eukaryota; Fungi; Ascomycota; Dothideomycetes; Mytilinidiales; Mytilinidiaceae
Exons: 1
Coding region: 107-544 (145 amino acids)
Molecular function (GO): inositol-1,3,4,5,6-pentakisphosphate 2-kinase activity; ATP binding
Source: RefSeq, a predicted model, not a curated record
CGAUCCCCUUAGGUUCACCUGCGGGGUCGGACAGCUCUUCUCCGAGCGCCUGCGGCAAGAGGAAGGCUUCAAGGCGCUUUCCCCGGACCUCGAGGACAGCAUGGUGAUGAUGGUGAUUGACUACUUCAGGACCGGGCCCGGGCGCGCGCUGCUGCUGAAAUUGCGGCUGUGGCAGCAGGAGCUGGAUCCCGCGGGAUUUGAGAGUACUAGUCAUGAGGGGAUCUUCGCUCGUGAUGGUGGGAGGGGGUUUGCGAUGCCGAUUGGGGUCGCGAGGGAGCGGCUGAAGGUCGCGAUGACGUUUCGGGAUUGCUCGAUGUUUGUGUGCGUGCAUUAUGGGGCGGAGGUGCCGUUUGUGGAAGCGUAUUUGGUGGAUUUGGAUCCGAAGGUGGAUGAGAAGGUCGGGGAGUGGUUGGACAAGGAGGUAGGGUUGCUGAAUCAAGGGUGGUAUACGGGGAAAGAAGAAGGGGCAAAGAGGGAGAAGGUAUGUGUUUUAGCAGGCCAGAUGAAGUGGGACACGAGGGGGGAGAGAAUGUGGUGGUUGUGAGGGGUUGGUUUGGGUAGGGGACGUGUCUUUGGCGUUUGGGGAGCGAUAUACCCCUGUGCUACUACUGAGGGGUGGGCUUAAAAUACCGGAGGGACGGACGGACGUAUGUUUAACAUUGCAACUGCAUGAGAC